Molecule: messenger RNA, 1239 nt
Organism: Aquila chrysaetos chrysaetos
Lineage: Eukaryota; Metazoa; Chordata; Aves; Accipitriformes; Accipitridae
Gene: PACRGL
Product: parkin coregulated like
Exons: 9
Coding region: 489-1238 (249 amino acids)
Source: RefSeq, a predicted model, not a curated record
GGGUGCCGGCGCGGCCGGCCGGUAGCGCUGGGUCGGGUCGGGUCGGGCCGGGCCGGGCCCCGUGUGUCGCCGCCGGGCCCACUCCUGCAGCCCCGCGGGGAGCCCUCAGGGCACUGAGCGGCCGCCCUUCCCGAGGGGCCCGUAAGAAGGGGGAUGCCGCUGCCCGCCGGCCCGGCGCUCCCCUCUGGCCGCCUUGAACUGGGCUUCCCCGCGAGAGAGUGGGAGCCGUGGGGAGGGGAGAGGGGCCCGAGGAGGGGCGCGCGUCUCCCUCCUCGUCGCCUCGCUGGGUCUUUUGACGUCCCACGGUGUUCGGCGGCUCUGUGGUAACUUGCCAGAGCUUUGCUGUUCGAGCCUCUUGGCGGUUACGGUGCUCGAUGCCCCUCAUCUCGUUCUUUCUCUGCCCUAGCUGCACUCCAGGGGAGUUGACACUCACCAGGCUCUUGACUACACAAGAACUUUCAUCUCGCUCUGAAGCCUGAGACCUCCUUAUGAAAAGUCCUUUUUCCACUCUCUGCCAUCUCCUCCUCUGCCAACACGUAGGAAGCAAUGUUCUAAAAAUGUCAUCAGGCAUCCAAAUAAAACCAAAGACUGCAGUACAGAAAAACAAGACAUCUUCUCCUUUGUCGUGUUCUCCAGAACCUGCAAUUAAACCACAGCGAAAGCCUAGUGACAAGCUGAAUCCUAAAACUAUUGAUCCGUUUGGUGCUUAUUCUCGACCACCUUCUGCAUUUGCUGCUAUAUACGCUAAAGGUGGCAUUCCAUGCAGGUUAGUGCAUGGCUCAGUAAAGCACAGACUGCAAUGGGAAUGCCUUCCUGAAACUGUUCCUUUUGAUCCUCUUCUUGUAACAUUGGCAGAGGGUCUAAGAGAGACAAAACAUCCCUAUACAUUUGUUUCAAAGGAGGGUUUUAAAGAAUUACUUAUGGUUGAAGGUGCUACUGAAAAAGCAAUUCCCUUGUUGCCUCGUCUGGUUCCAGUGUUAAAGGCUGCAUUGGCCCAUUCAGAUGAUGAAGUAUUCGGAAGGGGAUUGGAUGCUUUAGUUCAACUGAGUGCUGUUGUUGGCCCAUCUCUUAAUGAUCAUCUCAAGCAUCUACUCACAAAUCUUUCAAGGAGAUUAAUGGACAAGAAAUUUAGAGAAAAAAUUACCGUUGCUUUACAAAAGUUGGAACAAUAUGGUGGAAAGGCAACUGUGGCUAUCAUCAAAUCUAAAAUUCCAACCUAUUGUUCUAUCUCCUCUUGAA